AUGCUUAUUCUCGUCCUCGUGCACAUCUUAGAACCGACGUCGAGCGCGAAACCCAAAUUGCCGAGUGUACGUAAAGUCGAAUUCAUGGAAGCUAGGGCGCAUGGUGCAGUGAACCUGAUGUGCCCGGUGCAAGGUUACCCUGUUCCAAUUUCAAGAGCCUAUCCUAGACGUAUGGGUACGGAUGUGGUGCUUGCCUGCAACGCUCAGGGAUUUCCCAUCCCAAUCGCCAGGGGUUCCCAGUUCCAACGUAUAGCAAAGCUGCUUCCAGCGUUGUGCAAUUUUGCCCUGCGCAGGGCUAUCCGGUACCUUCGUUUAGAACCUGUGGGCAGCAAGGCGCCUGCUUUUACGGGCGAUGUAAAAGGUGUGUGGAUGGAAAAGGCCAGAGCAUCCAGUGUCGUAUUACCGUGUCCAGCACAGGGAUAUCCCGUGCCUUCCUUUAGACGAAGCUCUGACACUUUGGGCGAUCUAUUUAUUUCAGAGCCGUCUGGUCGUACUGCCCCAAAGGCGACUGGCGACGGCCUUAAGUACCGCGGGGUAGAGGGCGAGUCUCUGGCGCUGGCGUGUGCGGCACAAGGCUUUCCUGCCCCGAUAACUAGAUGGUACAAGUUCAUUGAGGGCACGUCGAGGCGUCAGCCGGUCCAGCUGAAUGAGCGCGUACGUCAGGUUAGCGGCACUCUGAUCAUCCGCGAGGCUCGAGUCGAAGAUUCCGGCAAAUAUCUCUGCAUCGUCAACAAUUCCGUCGGCGGCGAAAGUGUGGAGACCGUUUUGACUGUUACGGCACCUCUUACCGCGGAAAUCGAACCGAGUACGCAGACCAUCGACUUUGGAAGACCAGCGACCUUCACCUGCACCGUCCAAGGCAAUCCGAUCAAAACUAUCUCCUGGCUCAAGGAUGGAAAGCCUCUUGGAUUGGAAGAUCGCGUGCUGAGGAUUGAGAGUGUGAAGAAGGAAAACAAGGGAAUGUAUCAAUGCUUCGUUAGAAAUGAUCAAGAAAGCGCGCAAGCAACGGCGGAAUUAAAACUUGGUGGAAGAUUCGAGCCCCCGCAGAUCCGUCAAGCUUUCGCCGAAGAGACUCUUCAGCCGGGACCGAGCAUGUUUUUGAAGUGUGUUGCCAGCGGGAAUCCCACCCCCGAAAUUACCUGGGAACUUGAUGGAAAACGGUUGUCGAAUACCGAGAGACUGCAAGUGGGACAAUACGUGACGGUCAAUGGUGAUGUCGUGUCGCAUCUGAAUAUUUCGAGCAUUCAUACCAAUGAUGGUGGUCUCUACAAGUGCAUUGCUGCGUCAAAGGUUGGAGCUACCGAGCAUUCUGCCCGUCUCAACGUUUAUGGUUUGCCGUUCAUUCGUCACAUGGACAAGAAAGCCAUCGUUGCUGGGGAAACUUUGCGUGUGACUUGUCCUGUUGCUGGUUACCCGAUCGAAAGCAUCGUCUGGGAACGAGACACCAGGGUCCUGCCAAUCAACCGAAAGCAAAAGGUCUUCCCUAAUGGUACACUUAUCAUCGAGAAUAUUGAACGAAUGAGCGACCAGGCGAUCUACACUUGCGUGGCACGCAAUGCACAAGGUUACAGCGCACGUGGAACUUUGGAAGUUCAAGUCAUGGUGCCGCCGGUCGUUCAGGAGUUCGCGUUCACGAAGCUACCGAUGAACGCCGGGGAAUUUGCGAAUCUGCAGUGUAUCGUGUCGAGCGGCGACCUGCCAUUGAACAUACGUUGGAGCUAUCCCGGAGAAGAGAUGGGCGGUUCCUCCGGCGUACUCGCGAAGAAGGUCGCGGAUCGCGUUAGCAUGCUUAUGAUCUCGGUCAUCACCGCGAGACACGCGGGGGAGUACGUUUGUACCGCCGAAAACGCGGCUGGAACGGCGUCCCACUCGACCGUCCUCACCGUCAAUGUCGGGCCGCAGCUUCUACCAAUCGCUUUCAAUGCCGAGAUCGCCAAUUGGGGAGACUCCGUGUCCGUGCCCUGCUCGAUCCUGAAGGGCGACAUGCCCAUGGACAUAUCGUGGUCGUUUGACGGCGUGCCGAUCGACACGUCGAAAGACACGGGUAUCACGAUCACCAAAAUCAGCAAGCACUUGAGCACCCUCAGCAUCGACGGCGUCUCGGCACGCCACGCUGGAGAGUACGCCUGUUCCGCGUCGAAUCUAGCUGGUUCCGUCAGUCGAUCGACGACUUUGACUGUCAACGUCGCACCGCAACUGGCGCCUUUCACCUUCGGUGACGAAGCCGCCAAUGCGGGAGAGAUGGCGACCGUUCAAUGCGCCGUGAUAAAAGGCGACCUGCCUAUCGAUAUAAUCUGGUCGUUUAACGGGCGUGUGAUCGACAUCGCGAAUGGCGCAUUCGACGAGCACAAUUACGACAAUCCCGACAUAGUGAUAAGCAGGAGUAGCAAACGGGCCAGCCAACUGACGAUCGAAUCGGUAGCCGCAAGACACGCGGGCGAGUACUCGUGCACUGCGAGCAACACGGCCGGGACCGCUACCCACUCUUCGGUACUUUCGGUAAACGUACCGCCGCGCAUCGCCCCUUUCGAAAUGGCCGACAAGGCGGUGAAUUGGGGUGACUCCGUCUCGGCGGUCUGUACGGUGGUGAACGGCGACACCCCGUUAGAGAUUACGUGGGCGUUAAACGGAAUGCCUAUCGAGGAGAAUCAUCGAAUAUCCGUGACCACUACCAAGAGGAACAGCCUGCUGUCCAUAGAUUCUGCGAGCCCGAGUCACGCGGGCGCUUACACUUGCGUUGCCUCCAAUGCUGCCGGCGCAACCACUUAUUCCGCGGAGUUGACAGUCAACGUCGCACCGCAAAUCGCACCGUUCGCUAUCGCCGAGGAGCCAGCCAACUGGGGCGAUUCUAUUUCCGUGGUGUGCGCCAUCCUCAAGGGUGAUUUACCGAUUGAGAUCACGUGGGCGUUAAACGGCGAGCCGAUCCGGCCAGAACGUUCGGACGUUAAUAUCUUGGCGACGACGCGGAAGAAUAGCAUCCUCAGCAUCGAGUCCGUGGCCGCGAGACACGCAGGAGAAUACACGUGCUCGGCGUCGAAUAAAGCCGGAGCGACCAGUUAUUCAGCGACUUUAGCUGUGAACGGUACAUCUCGUCUGAGAGAUCCUACGCAUUAUAUCACUUUAUUUCUCUUUACAUCCUAUCAUCGUUCAUUAUCCGUCAUUAUUCUCCCUCCCCCCCUUCUAAAAUCGUCGUCGAUGGUCAAUCGCGGUCUUCAAGGCGUUAUCAAUCGCUACACGAUCGGUCAUUUGUCCACUUUAGUUGCUCCGGAGAUAGCGCCUUUCGUACUCAGUGAGAAGCCGGCGAAUUGGGGAGAGACAGUCACCGCGACGUGCACCAUUUUGAAGGGAGACCAACCGAUACAGAUCGAGUGGGCGCACAACGGCCAGCCGAUCUCUCAUGAUUUUUCCGAUAUAGCGAUCGUCACCAGCAAACGCGUGAGCCUACUCACGAUCGACGCCGUUACGGCUAGCCACGCCGGAGAAUACACUUGCGUAGCCACUAACGCUGCUGGUGGGACGAGCUAUUCCGCUUCCUUAGCCGUCAAUGUUGCCCCCGAAAUCAUGCCGUUUGUGAUCGGCGAGGAACCGGCGAAUUGGGGUGACACCAUUACCGUAACUUGCACGGUAUUGAAAGGCGAUCACCCGAUCCAGAUCGAGUGGGCACUCAACGGCGAGGCAAUUUCUCGAGAUCAUCCCGACAUAUCGAUAGUUAGUACCAGCAAGCGCGUCAGUCUGCUUACGAUCGAUGCCGUGACAGCGCGCCACGUCGGGGAAUACACCUGCACGGCUAGCAACGUUGCUGGUGGAACGAGUUAUUCCGCAUCACUGGCCGUGAACGUUGCGCCGCACAUAGGGCCUUUCGCGAUCAGUGACGGACCGGCGAAUUGGGGUGACAUGGUUUCAGCAACGUGUUCCAUUAUGAAAGGCGAUUUUCCCGUAAAGAUCGUUUGGACGUUUAAUGGCAAACCGAUUAGCAUGCACGACUCGGAUAUUACGAUUACGAAUAUAAAUAAACAUAUGAGUGCUCUCAGCAUCGAAUCCGUGGCCGCGAGACACGCGGGCGAGUACACGUGCGUAGCUACGAACAGAGCCGGCAACGUCAGCCACUCGACCAUCCUCGUUGUCAACGUUGCUCCGCAGAUCUUCCCGUUCACGUUCGGCGACGAGCCGGUAAACUCGGGCGAGGCGAUCUCUGCGACCUGCUCCAUUCUCAAGGGUGACUUCCCGAUGGACAUUACCUGGGCGUUCAACGGCGAGCCGAUAUCCGCCGAGAGUACAGAUCAGUUCUCUAUCACGAAGGGCAAACGCCUCAGCGUCCUGUCGAUCGAUGCUGUCGCGGCUAGACACGCCGGCGAGUACACUUGCACCGCGUCGAACAAAGCCGGAGCCUCCAGCCAUACGGCCGCUCUAGCCGUGAACGUCGCCCCGCAGAUAGCACCGUUCUCGAUCAGCGACGAGCCCGCGAAUUGGGGCGAGGCGGUCUCGUCGGUCUGCACGGUCGUGAAGGGAGACUUGCCGAUCGAAGUGUCGUGGGCGUUGAACGGCGAACCUAUCACCAAGGAGAAUUACGGAGAUAUAUCGAUAUCGAGCACCAACAAGCGAGUCAGUCUAAUGACAAUCGAGGCCGCGAGCCCGAGACACGCCGGGGAGUACACUUGCACAGCCUCGAAUGCUGCCGGAGCGACGAGUUACUCCGCCACCUUGGCUGUGAACGGUACUGGCAAUUGCAAUUGCAUGAAGUGCCUCGCUACGAUUGAGACAUUGAGUUUGGAAUUCUGCCUGCAAAAAGUUAUUGAUCACUUUCCGCGAUUGUUUUCAGUCGCUCCGCAAAUCGCUCCAUUUUCUAUCAGUGAAGAACCGGCAAAUUGGGGCGAGCAAGUCUCCGCAGUGUGUAGCAUUUUGAAGGGUGACCUACCGAUCGAAAUACGAUGGAGCCUCAAUGGCGAAAUUAUUACGCGUCUCACUCAUCCAGACGUGAUAAUCACGAAUACCGGGAAAAAGACAUCCGUCCUGACCAUUGAAUCUGUGACUGCCCGUCAUGCUGGCGAAUAUAGCUGCGUCGCGAGCAAUCUGGUUGGAUCUGUCAGCCGUUCCGCCGCUUUAUCGGUUAAUGUCUCCCCACAGAUAGCACCGAUCUCCUUCGGCGAGAAUCCCGUUAACGCCGGAGACUUGGUGUCGGAGCAAUGCGUGGUGACCAAAGGCGAUUUUCCUCUGGAGAUCACGUGGACCUUCGACGGCCGUUCCAUACAAUCUUAUCAUGGUGACGUGAUCGUGUCCGAUACCGGAAAGCGCGUCAAACAACUGACCAUCGAAUCGGUAGCUGCGCGACACGCCGGGGAGUAUACCUGCGUUGCUUCGAACGCGGCUGGAUCGGUCUCCCAUUCGGCCAUUUUGGACGUGAAUGGUACACCUUUCGAUAAGUCUAUGGCCGCGAUUCGCAUUUCUGUAUUUAGUCAUCUUUUAUCCGAAUUUACUCCCUUCAUUCCGAAAUUAUUGCCAUUCUCGUUCGGCGAGGAGCCGCUUAACUCGGGUCAGGUAGUAACGGUACCGUGCGCAGUGGUCGAGGGCGAUCCACCCUUGCAGCUCCGUUGGACCUUAAACGGUCAUGCGAUCUCGCCGCAUUCCGGAAUCUCGAUCGUGGAUCUGGGCGGACGCGGCGCCAUACUGAGCAUAGGAUCCGUCCAGGCGACCCAUGCUGGAACGUACACGUGUGUCGCGGAAAACCUUGCCGGCAGACACGAGCUCUCGGCCGAUCUCAUUGUGAACGUCGCUCCACAUCUGCAGCCGUUCGCGUUCGACGAGGCCAACUCCGGCGAUCUGAUAAUCGUCCAUUGCGCGGUCGUGAAGGGGGACACGCCGAUUUCGCUCAAGUGGUUGUUCGAGGGUCGCCAUUUAGAGGUAGGCGACGGAGUGGGUAUCACCGCGUUGGGGGAUAGAGUCUCGGCCCUGACGAUACCCGCUGUUAGGGGCGAGCACGCCGGGGAGUAUGCUUGCGUCGCCGAUAAUCCAGCGGGCAGUGCUCGGCACAGCGCCCAUCUGAAAGUGAACGUCCUGCCGCGGAUCAGUCCGUUCGAUUUUGGAGACCGACCGAUCUAUGCCGGGCAGGCCGCCCAAUUGGCAUGCAUGGUGCCGAUAGGCGACACGCCGAUCGAGAUCGCCUGGACCCACGAGGGCGAAGCGUUGUCGCAGUUCAUGGGAUUCAGCGUCGGGAAACUCGGCCCACGGACGAGUAUACUACUGAUCGAGCCGGUAACACCGGAGCACGGCGGACGUUACGCGUGUGUCGCUAGUAAUCCCUCGGGCAGGGUGAUCCACGAGGCAACCUUACGAGUCCACGCUAUUAACAACAUACAAAAGACGAAUGAAGGCUAUUAUCUUUGUGAGGCUGUUAACGGCAUUGGAUCAGGGUUAUCAGCUGUCAUUCUCAUUUCGGUUCAAGCUCCUCCGCAAUUUGAAAUUAAACUGAGGAACCAAACCGCUCGUCGUGGAGAACCAGCCGUAUUGCAAUGCGAGGCGCAAGGAGAGAAACCAAUCGGUAUUUUAUGGAACAUGAACAACAAGAGAUUGGACACAAAGAGCGAUCCUCGUUACACUAUUCGCGAGGAAAUCUUGGCCAACGGAGUAUUGUCCGACCUGAGCAUCAAACGAACCGAAAGGAGCGAUUCUGCCUUGUUCACUUGCGUAGCCACGAAUGCCUUCGGUAGCGAUGAUACUAGCAUUAACAUGAUUGUACAAGAGGUGCCAGAAGUUCCUUAUGGUCUCAAAGUGUUGGAUAAAUCAGGACGUUCGGUGCAAUUAUCGUGGGCUGCACCUUAUGACGGAAAUAGUCCGAUCAAACGAUACGUUAUCGAGUACAAGAUCAGCAAGGGUUCCUGGGAAACUGAUAUUGACCGGGUGCUCGUACCUGGCUCACAACAGAACGUAGCCGGAGUGUACAAUCUAAGACCUGCGACCACCUACCACCUUCGAAUCGUCGCUGAGAACGAAAUUGGCACAUCUGAUCCAUCUGACACGGUCACUAUUAUCACCGCUGAGGAAGCACCUACUGGUCCGCCAACUUCCAUCAAAGUGGACGCUCUCGAUCAGCAUACGCUCAAGGUAACAUGGAAACCGCCUCCGCGCGAGGACUGGAACGGUGAGAUUCUCGGCUACUACGUUGGAUACAGACAGUCGUCGGACAAGCCGUACAUGUUCGAGACCGUCGAUUUCUCCAAGGAAGACAUAAAGGAGCACCACUUGCAGAUCGCGAACCUCAAGACCUACACUCAGUACGGCGUAGUCGUUCAGGCAUUCAACAAGGUCGGCUCCGGACCAAUGAGCGAGGAACGCAGGCAGCACACUGCAGAAGGCGUGCCCGAGCAACCGCCUCAUGACACUACUUGCACUACUCUUACCUCUCAGACUAUCAGAGUGUCCUGGGUGUCGCCGCCACUCAGCGCGGCCAACGGCGUUAUCACCGGAUACAAAGUCAUCUACGGACCGUCCGACACGUGGUACGAUGAGAAUACGAAGGACACCAAGAUCACGUCUUCCAGCGAGACCAUUUUGCACGGCCUCAAGAAAUACACAAACUACAGCAUGCAGGUUCUGGCUUUCACAUCCGGCGGAGAUGGCGUUAAGUCCGCACCGAUUCACUGUCAGACCGAGCAGGAUGCACCCGAAGCUCCCAUCGCUAUCAAAGCUCUAGUCAUGUCUUCGGAGUCUAUUCUUAUCUCAUGGCGCCCACCUAGCCAACCUAACGGAGUUAUUUCUCAAUAUACCGUUUACACAAAAGCUGAUAACGCAGAAGAGCCGACCAGCCAGAAAGUACCACCGAACCAAUUAACUCAUGAAGCAUCUGGAUUAGAUAAGCAACUCAGAUAUGAAUUCUGGGUGACCGCUAGCACGAAUAUCGGCGAAGGUGAAGCUUCCAAAAUAGUGGCCUUGGCACCAAGUGUUCGAGUACCGGCCAAGAUUGCAUCGUUUGACGACAAGUUCACGGCAACAUACAAAGAAGACGUCAAGUUGCCUUGUCUCACUGUCGGCGUACCCGCACCGGAAGUAACAUGGAAGGUACGAGGCGCUACUCUUCAGCCGAGCGACCGACUGAGACAAUUACCCGAGGGAUCGCUAUUCAUCAAGGAAGUCGACCGCGCGGAUGCUGGGGAAUACUCUUGUUACGUGGAAAAUUCCUUUGGACACGACACCGUGACCCAUCAGCUGGUUGUACACGCUCCUCCGCACUCGCCGCAGGUCACUCUUACCGCCACCACCACCAACUCUUUAACGAUGAAGUUACGCCCUCAUCCCACCGACAAUGCACCGAUUCAUGGCUACACGAUUCAUUACAAACCCGAGUUUGGCGAUUGGGAAACCGUUCAGAUCAGCUCCACGGCACAGAAAUAUACUCUCGAGAAUUUGUGGUGCGGCUCCCGAUAUCAGAUCUACGUCACAGCUUACAACGGAAUUGGAAUCGGCGAUCCUUCAGACAUCCUGAACACGCGCACAAAGGGCUCCAAACCGAUCAUCCCCGAAGCGGCGAGAUUCAUCGAGGUAUCCACGAACAGCAUCACUCUGCACUUGAGCGCCUGGUCAGAUGGUGGCUGCCCCAUGUUGUACUUCGUUGUCGAACAUAAGAAGAAGCUGCAGCAGGAAUGGAACCAGGUUUCGAACAAUGUCAAGCCGGGCGGUAAUUUUGUAGUAUUAGAUUUGGAUCCCGCUAGCUGGUAUCAUUUGCGCGUCACAGCUCACAACAAUGCCGGUUUCGCCGUGGCUGAGUACGAAUUCGCGACUUUGACGGUGACUGGCGGCACCAUUGCACCGGCCCGCGAGCUACCGGACGUGAACGGUGGUGGCAACGACGAAGACCCGAUGAAAAUUUUCAUGGCUAACUUAAAUCUGGUCGUACCUGUGGUAGCAGCCAUACUCGUCAUAAUCGUUGCCGUCAUCGUGAUCUGCGUUCUCAGGGGGAAGGGUCAUGGUAGCGAUAAAGGCACGAUCGCACCUCCCGUACGUAAUGGUAACGAAAACUCCGCGGAUGUGAGACGGUACUUCCCAUGGUUACCUAGCUGGCUCGACGUAAACGUGGUGGUGCCGGUCGGCGCGACGGUUGUUGUCAUAAUAGUAGGAAUAGUUGUCAUUUGCGUGGCGCUCUCGAGACGAACUCGAGGCCCGGAACAAACACGGCUGCGAGACGACGUAGUCUAUCAGCAAACCGGAGUUGGCGGCGCUACCCUGGACAAACGCAGAUCCGAUCUUCGCGACGAACUGGGAUACAUCGCACCACCGAAUCGCAAGCUUCCACCCGUACCCGGGUCGAACUACAACACCUGCGAUCGUAUCAAGCGAGGUGGAACUGGCUCGUUAAGGAGUCACUCGACGUGGGAUCCAAGGCGACACAUGUAUGAGGAAUUGAGUCACUACGCGCCCAACAGGAGAUGCCCACCGCCACCACGUAUGGGCAGCGCGGACGGUCUUUCGCACAGAGGUAUGGAGGAUGAGAUUUGCCCAUACGCUACCUUCCAUCUAUUGGGAUUCCGUGAGGAAAUGGACCCGAGCAAAGCUAUGCAAUUCCAGACUUUCCCUCAUCCAGGAAAUGGCCACUCUGGCACUAUGGGACCACCCGUGGGACAUCCCACUAACGCUUCUGCUCAUAGCCGCUCUGGAUCUCAGUCCAUGCCCCGUCAAAACGGCCGCUACUCUCGAGUACCAUCCCAAGGAGGCGGCAGCGGCACGCACAAUGUUUUCUCACCUGAAUACGACGAUCCGGCUAACUGCGCUCCCGAGGAAGACCAGUACGGGUCACAAUACGGACAGUACGGCGCACCUUACGAUCACUACGGAUCUCGCGGAUCGGUCGGACGUCGCAGCGUAGGCUCGGCUCGCAACAUUCCCCUCUCUGGCUCGCCGGAACCGCCCCCACCGCCGCCGAGAAACCAUCAGGAUCAGAAUAACUCCAGCUUCAACGACAGCAAGGAGAGCAACGAGAUCAGCGAGGCCGAAUGCGAUCGUGAUCAGCUUGUCAACCGCAACUACGGCGUGAAUGCUCGCGGCAAGGACGGCAUGACCACCGAGGAGAUGCGUAAACUCAUAGAGAGAAACGAAGCUCCCGGCCGGCAAACCGGCAGCCCCCACGGCGGUCACGGGGGACUCCUCACACCCUACGAUACUGUGGCAGUGUAACCUGUAAAUCGUCAUCUUCCGUGGUCUUCCGCUUCUCUCGAUAGCCAACGGCCGUGAGGAAAGCAGCCGAGAGAUGCGGAAAUGAAGCGCACGCCAACUCUUCCCCCGGUGCUGUCGUCGGUCCAAUUUGCAACGAUUUACGAUAGAAAUUAGAGACGUCGUCGCGAGUAGAUAGAUUCGAUUAUCGUGUAAGGUGUACGCGUAUUGAUUAUCAUCUCGAGAACGUUAUCAUCUCGAUUACGGACGAGGCUCAGUAGCCCGCCUCGCGAAAUGGGACCGCCUCCUUCGCCCUCGCGACCAUAUCACGCGAAUUUUCCUCUUUCUCACACUCUUUACGGCCUUCCGCUCUUUCCUUGUACUUCCUCGGGUACGUUCGUUUGCAUUUGAUCCUGGGGGAAGGCCAACUCAUCGAAACUGCCUUGUUUUUGAUAAACUUUUUCGAAACCGAUUCAGUCGAUUACGCACAUUCGGGAAGGCCAGACUCAAGACUGUCUGUACUACUGCCCUUAUCGCGAAGGAGGCACGAUUCGUGAGGUCAGCCACGAUGCUUCGUUCGUAACUCUUUUACGAGUCCUGGAACUCCUCGCACGCACGUUCGAUUACAUUUGAAAUUUUUUUUAUACCGAUAUUGACGAUUACCGAUCGGAGAAAAUGAUUUGUGUUUUGAUACGUGUCUUCCUCGAUGAUGCGCGUUCGAACGCGAUGUGAUUUGUGAAGAUACUUGACGACACGAACUUAUCAAUCGACCAUCUAUCUUUACACAUGACGAAAUAUUUCGGAGAGACUGAAGGGAAAUUGAAUUCUCUUGCGCUAUCGUUGAACGUGCACGUGGGAUUCGAGGCUCGUGAGACUGCCGCGAGAGACUGUCCUGUAGGAAAGCGAACACAGCCGGAAGUCUCGUGUUCGCGGACGCUCAGCUGCGGCAGAGACGCGGCCCGCGAUGGUGCUCUCGGCGACGGUGGAUUUAACGGGGGUUUUCUGAUAUAUAUCCGGGAUAUAAUCCUAGGUUACAUUCGUCGCAGGAGUUGCGUAAUGGGGGAAAAAAUGGAAAAAAACGUAUAAACAACAUAAUAUGCGUAUACAUGAGAUUAGUUGGUCGCUUUUUAAGUCAUGGUUGUGCCACACUGCCGCUCCCUGCGGGCGUACGAUAUAUAGAUACAUACGUACACAUAUACUAUAUACAUAUACUGUACGAUUUAUAAUUUCGUAAACGAAGGUUGUGUCCCCACCCCCGCCCCCCACCCCCUUACCCGCCACCCCUUGACGAUCGGUGAUCUUGAGUCUCGACGUCGCGGAGAGCAAAGUUUAUAGGGUACGUCGUCGCUUUUUCGUCUUUCGUCGUCGUCGUCGUCGUCCUUCUAGCGAUCCGUUUAGACGAUCGAUUCGAGACAUUCCCAUCGCUCGCUCGAAAGGGGAGUAGUCCCGUACACGAAAAAACACCGAUCGACUGUCCGUAGGAAGAACAAUGCGGCAAGCCAUCGAGGGAACGCUUCGAUAUAACACGGCAGGCCAGCCACAUAAUACUAUACAAUACAUCAUCGCCACGCGCGCUGGCGCGUGCACGCAAUAUACGCCACACUACACUUGCUGUCGUCCUAUAUGAUAUAAAUAUUUAGUCCGCUGUAAACACCUAAUUAUCCCCCUCGUGCUAAUCUUCUACGAUCGAUUGCGACGUACCGUACGUAAGAUUCACUGACAUCGCGACGAUGAUCGUUACAGGUGUAAGCGAUUCGAGUAAUAAAAAGAAGCUGGUUUAACGUAGAUAGCUUUUAAGUCGGACGGAUGGUCGCGAGAAGGCGUCGUUGGAUCCUCGCGACGAGGCGAGAGGUCGGGAUCUGGGAGGAUAACGGAACGUAUCGGAGGCGCGAACCGAAAAUGGUUUUGUCUGUCCGCGAUCGGACAAUUGAUCUUUUACUAGUUUGACGAACGAACGAACGAAGCGGAUGCUUCCCGAGCUUCUUCGCGGGUGCACCAGCCCGACGUCGCGCGACGCCGCGGUCACGACGCCGUGUCUCAUAGUUCGUUUUUAUCACGAUACUAUUUCUAGAUAUAUACAUACAAAUACAAAUAUAAAUAUAUAUUAUAUAUACACUAACUAUAUAUACAUACGUUGUAAGUAGCUAUUUCUAGGUGUCGCAUUUGUUUGCCGAGGCGAUGCGCGAGCCGGCUCCCAGUUGGGCGACCGGGCCAAGAAGUACCCUCGAGAAACAGCAAUCACGCGGAUUGCAAUUGUAUUCUCGUGUAUUUAACUCUGGAUCAUGUUGCAUGAGUUAUUGUUCCUUGUUAGUGUUAACCAUUAACUCGAUUCAUCUAAUUUAUCAGAUUUAUUCAUCGAAAGCAAACAUUUUGAAAGUUAUUUGAUAUUGAUGUUCUAUUUAUAUAUACUAUUACAUCUCAAAGUGUUAACUUCAUUCGAGCCGCAAUUAGCACGGCCUAAAUUGCUACUGCCAUUCUUUCUUGUUACGUAUCCACGUGAAUGGGAUUAAAACUGAAAAGACGCACAUACACAGACUGAGAGAGAAUUUCCGAAAAGUUCGAACAGAAUUUAAAGGGUACUUCAUCCGCUCGGGUCGCUUCUGCCCUCGCAGAGGAAUUCCUACCCUCUGCCGCUCGAAACUGGCCGCGGCUCGACGCGCCAACGCACUUUUACUCAUCGAUGUGAUUUUAAAAGGCUGCGCAAAAAGCCUCGUGUCUCGUGUAUAUGUUACGAUCGCGCUCUUACCGUAAUUAACGUAGCCGUAUCUCGUCCCAAGUCACCCUUUACGACUUACCAGUAUCACGUUCUACUCACGUAACUCGCCCUCCCCUCGCGAAACUUUGUCGCUUCGAAUCGCUUCCGAAUCUAACCAGAGCUAAUAUACGGCACAGGCCGAUAAUGAUGAUAACGAUAUUAAUGCAUUCGUAAAUAUAGUAAUAUGAUCACGUCCGCGCGCUACCUUGGUCGCGGUUUAUCCUUUUGUCUUAAGCGAAGUGGACGUCCGCGACGUCGCACAGGUGAUAAACGUUUUUAUGUUGUGAGCGGCCCGGGGUGACCGGCAAUAAGGGCUGUGAAUGAGGCAUUUAACAGACAAUCAGUUAAAUCGGAUUUCGGCUAAACAUUAAAUGUUUUUCGCAGCUGAAACGAAGUCGAUAACGAGUAAUAACGAUACAAAGACUGAGAAUUUUUACGUCCACGUUUGCUUACCGCUUUUCAUCCACCUUUCGCUCGCGGUUGCUUUGCCCCUCACAGUAGCAUCCUGGUAAGAUUGAUAAUAUUCGCCGCUCGUGCCCCUUCUUGCUGGACACCCCCCGAGCCCAUCGUUCGCUCGUCGCGCUUCUCCGUGAUCGACGUUAUACUGCGGUAGUAAUUCUUUGCAAGACUCGACGUUACUUUUUUGAGAGACGCCGCGAAGCGUGUCGCUCGCUUGUGUAUGCUUGAUUGAUAAUAUGCGUUGAAAGCAUUUGGCUGUUCUUUUCGUACGACGGCGAACGCGGUUCUUCGAGAGCUCGUGUUCCUUCCCCCUUCCCGCCUUCCUCAUCGUCGCCUGUCAAACUCGAAGCGUUUCCUUCGUGUUCCUUUUGACGAUCCUUGCGUACGUGCGGAAGAAUCGCGGGAACGCGAUAUCUCGUUUGACAAUGGAAAAAUAAAGGUGAAAGGAAAAAAAAUCCGCGCGCAACGUCAUCCGCGCUCGAGGAGACUCGAGGAUCCGCUCGCAAUGUACCGUUUCCUCUCAACGCCACUACUUUAUGUUUUUGUACCAAAGUUGUAGCGUCUAACUUUGCGUUGAAUAAAGAAACCUUAAAACGAUC
Temnothorax curvispinosus is the source of this 13950-nucleotide messenger RNA. RefSeq names its product hemicentin-2-like (gene Dscam1). Gene Ontology annotation, molecular function: cell-cell adhesion mediator activity. Gene Ontology annotation, biological process: homophilic cell-cell adhesion; axon guidance; dendrite self-avoidance. The record is from RefSeq and is a predicted model, not a curated record. Gene Ontology annotation, cellular component: axon; plasma membrane. NCBI's taxonomy places the organism in Eukaryota, Metazoa, Arthropoda, Insecta, Hymenoptera, Formicidae.